Ipomoea triloba (trilobed morning glory) is the source of this 1638-nucleotide messenger RNA. RefSeq lists its product as uncharacterized. Bases 1 to 1638 code for a protein of 545 amino acids. Gene Ontology annotation, molecular function: RNA-DNA hybrid ribonuclease activity; nucleic acid binding. The transcript has a single exon. The record is from RefSeq and is a predicted model, not a curated record. NCBI's taxonomy places the organism in Eukaryota, Viridiplantae, Streptophyta, Magnoliopsida, Solanales, Convolvulaceae.
AUGGAGGCCUACAUCGAUGACAUGCUGGUAAAGAGUAAAGAUAAGUAUGACCACGCGUCUGACCUGAGACGGAGCUUUGAGAUCAUGAGAUAUAACCGGCUGAGACUCAAUCCGGCCAAAUGUACUUUCGCAGUCCAGACCGGGAAGUUUCUCGGGUUUAUGAUGACAAGGAGAGGAAUCGAGCCGAACCCCGCGAAAGUGAAGGCGAUAAUCGACAUGAGGCCGCCGGCCACGGUUAGAGAAGUUCAACAGCUAACUGGUCGACUGGCCGCCCUGAGCCGCUUCCUCUCGAAACUUGCUGAGCGGGCACACCCGUUCUUCCAGACACUGAAGAAGACAUCCGCCUUCAUGUGGACUGAUGAGUGUCAACGGGCUUUCGAAAGUUUGAAAGAGUACUUGGCCUCACCGAUAGUGUUGUCCAGGCCGGAACCUGGUGAAGAGUUGCAGAUUUAUCUCUCCGCAUCAGACCGCGCUAUCAGCGCAGUGCUCUGCCGAACCGACCCUGAAGGGGUGCAACGCCCGGUUUAUUACAUCAGCCACGCUCUCCAGGGCCCUGAACUGCGGUAUACCCGGCUGGAGAAGGUCGUAUUCGCGUUGUACACGACCGCGAGGAAGUUAACGCCAUACUUUCAAGGCCGGGUGAUCCGGGUGCUCACCGAUCAACCGAUAGGGGCCAUACUCCGGACGACCACUUCCUCCGGUCGGUUAAUUAAGUGGGCAAUGAUGUUGACCCAGUUCGCAAUCGAAUACACGCCGAGACCGGCCAUCAAAGGACAAGCCGUAGCAGAUUUCGUCGUAGAAUGUUCAGCACGUGACAGCACCACCCCGGUGACCUCCGACGAUGCCCCGGUGGAAUGGGAAAUUGCAACAGAUGGGUCAAGCUGCAAGCAGGGCGCCGGCGCUGGUAUAGUUCUUACCAGCCCGGAGGGCUUCAAAGUUUACUACGCCCUGUCGCUUGCUUUCUCACCGACCAACAAUGAAGCGGAGUACGAGGCCUUCAUAGCUGGCCUGCGACGCGCCCGCUCUCUGGGGGCUCGGCAUGUGAGGAUCCGGACUGACUCAGCCCUAGUCGUCGGACAGGUCACCGGCGCUUUCGAAACAAAAGGGGAACGGUUAGCCCGGUACCGCGACUACGCUUUAUCCGUUAUGGGAUCGUUUGACGCUUGCAGAGCCGAGCACAUUCCACGGGCCGAGAAUGCGGAUGCGGACAUGUUAUCCCGACUAUCGCACGAGGCUCCGGAAUAUAUAUCGAAGGUCGCCCGGGUGGAAGAGCUGCAGACUGCUUGCGUGGAUGCGCUUCCCGUGAUACCGGUCAAUACAGAAACGGAUGAUUGGAUCACCGACCUCCGUUCAUAUUUAGAGACCGGGACCUUACCAGAGAAUGAGCAGAGAGCCAGGAAAGUAAAGCUGCGAGCUCCUCGUUUCCAGAUAGUCGACAAUCGCCUUUACCGGCGGUCUUAUGGAGGGCCGCUGAUGAGAUGUCUAACCCGCUUUGAGGCCAAAAUCGUGAUGGCCGAGCUGCAUUCCGGACUUUGCUCUGCCCAUCAGGGGGGCCGGGCCUUGGCAAGAAGAAUAAUGCUGAUCGGCUACUAUUGGCCAUCGAUCCAAUNGGAAUCGAGCCGAACCCCGCGAAAGUGA